This is a messenger RNA of Hevea brasiliensis (rubber tree), 3350 nucleotides long. RefSeq names its product inactive leucine-rich repeat receptor-like serine/threonine-protein kinase At1g60630. The transcript has 2 exons. The record is from RefSeq and is a predicted model, not a curated record. NCBI's taxonomy places the organism in Eukaryota, Viridiplantae, Streptophyta, Magnoliopsida, Malpighiales, Euphorbiaceae. Gene Ontology annotation, biological process: protein phosphorylation. The coding region runs from base 1040 to 3100 and encodes 686 amino acids. Gene Ontology annotation, molecular function: ATP binding; protein binding; protein kinase activity.
CAACGCAUUCAUCAAUUUCCCUUUCCUCUUCUCUCUCUCUCUCUCUCUCUCUCUCUCUCUGUGGAAUUAUUAUCACUGCAUUGCAGCGUACAUACAAAGUCCAGAUAGAUCCAUGGCAUUCUUGGAUCUUGGUUUUCAGGGAAUGGUUUCUUAGCUGGAAAAUGGAAAUUUCCUAAUUUUGCCUUUUUAUAGCUUGUGGCUAGUAGAAGCUUGAUCAACCCAUUGUGGGAUCUUCAUCUUUUGACAGAUAGAGCACAAGCUGGGGUCUAAAACUUUCACCCUGUGUGGGGUUCUACUUCUUUUACCACGUCAAGGCUUCAGACAGCUUAAAAGUAGCUUUGAGCAGCCCAAGGAGCACAGCCCCCACACCCACGUACGUGACCCACAGAUAGAGAGAGAGAGAGAGAGAGAGAGAGAACAAAGAAACAAAGAUACAAAAUGCUAGUAAUUUACUUAAAUAAUGCCUGAAGUUUGAGAACUUAGAAAUCAUUGAGAGAAGAAAAGAAAGAUUAUUUCUAGUCUGCAAGUUCUGAGAUGAGUUCACGUGAAGGCUACGCUGGGAUAUCCGUGAGUUUGAAAGCAAGAACCAGUUCUUCCCGUUGAUUCAACUCGGAACUUCACCACUGACCAAUGGAGACUAUCUUCGUGCUUAGAUGAUAUUCUGCUUUCAGGGUUUUCGCAUUCCAUCCCACUGAGUAGGUGACCUUCGGUUACUUUCUGCAGUAUACUUCUUCAGCUGCUCUGCUUUGUUUGGAAACUCUGAGGAAAUGAAGAUGACCCAAAUUGGUUCCCUUCUGAGACUUUAUUGCUAGGGUGGAUCUGAAGAUUUUGGGCUCUUCUAUUUUGGUUUUUGAUGGUGAUUUGGAAGAGCUAGAACAUGAGUGCAACACAAAAGGGUACGCUAAAAAGUGUUUGAUGAUGACGGACUUUGAUUAUGAUUGUAAUUAUAAGCACCAAGAUUACCCUGUUUUUGGAGGUGUAUAAUGUUGCCCUUUACGGAAAGUAAACCAAAAUCAAGUCUAAUGAUAUCAAUCAAGGCAUGAGAGAUUCAGUUUUGCUCUCCUAUUUCUAUUCUACACCCAGCGGAGGCUGCAGAUUGAUCUCCAAGAUGAUAGAACCACCGGUUUCAAGGUACCCAUUUCUCUACUUGUUCUUAUUCUCUGUCAUUGCUCAUUUUUCUCUGGUUACAUCAGGGGAUGCCCAGAUGCUCUUAGCACUCAAGUCAUCAAUUGAUCCUUUGAACUCGCUUCCCUGGCCACAAGGAAGCGAUGCCUGCAAAUGGCAAGGGGUCAAAGAAUGCAUGAGUGGAAGGGUGAGUAGGCUUGUUCUGGAGUAUUUGAACUUGCGUGGUACUCUAGAUGGCAAAACCCUGAAUCAAUUGGAUCAACUUCGGGUUCUAAGUUUCAAAGGGAACUCAAUUUCAGGGUCAAUCCCUAAUCUCUCAGGCCUUGUCAAUCUCAAAUCUCUCUUUCUCAACAGCAACAAUUUCUCCGGCGAUAUCCCAGAUUCCAUUACCAACUUACACCGUUUAAAAGUCAUAGUUUUAGCCGAAAACCAACUCUCAGGUCCAAUCCCUCCAUCGCUCCUCAAAUUAACCCGAUUGUACGUUCUUUUCUUACAAGACAAUAGCUUGGUUGGAGCAAUCCCUCCUUUGAACCAAACCAGCCUCAGGUUCUUCAAUGUGUCUAAUAAUAACCUUUCCGGGCAGAUUCCGGUGACCUCUUCUUUGAUUCGGUUUAAUACGUCCUCAUUUACCGGUAAUGUUGAUCUAUGCGGCGAACAGAUUCAAAAUCCGUGUAAAAAAUCUGAGUUUGGGCCAUCAGCCAGCCCUAUUUCUCCCACAGAGCAAACUCCAAAGCCAUCUUCCAAACGCAGUAGAUUGAUCAAGAUUAUUGCAGGGAGUGUAGGUGGGUUUCUGUUGCUUUGUCCUAUUAGUUUACUUAUGGUGUUCUUGGUACGCAAGAAUCUCCGCAGUAAAGAGGGCUCAGUCGUGGGGGAAGGAAGAAACAAAGCCAAAGGGAUUGUUGGCGUUGGUGAUAACGGUGGUGUCAAUGGAGGAAAUGGAGGUGGUGGGAGUGGCUUUGGCGGUAAUAACGGCGGAACACUAGGUGGAUUUUCGUGGGAGGGAGAGGGGUUGGGGACUUUGGUAUUCUUGGGUGCAGGGGAUCAGCAGAUGGGCUACAGUUUAGAGGAUUUGUUGAAGGCCUCAGCUGAGACACUAGGAAGAGGUACUAUGGGAUGCACAUAUAAAGCUGUAAUGGAGUCUGGGUUCAUCGUGACCGUUAAGCGGUUAAAAGAUGCGAGAUAUCCAAGGGUGGAGGAGUUUCGGAGACACAUGGACCUGCUUGGUAGGCUAAGGCAUCCGAACCUGGUCCCACUCAGAGCUUAUUUUCAGGCUAAGGAGGAACGCUUACUUGUAUAUGAUUAUUUCCCCAACGGCAGUCUCUUCUCUGUCCUCCACGGAACAAGGACUUCUGGUGGUGGAAAGCCUCUUCACUGGACUUCUUGCCUCAAAAUAGCUGAAGAUUUGGCAACUGGACUGCUAUAUAUCCACCAGAACCCUGGCUUAACCCAUGGAAAUUUGAAAUCCUCCAAUGUCCUAUUAGGGCCUGAAUUUGAGUCCUGCCUCACUGAUUAUGGCCUGACAGUGUUCCGAGAUCCAGACUUAUUGGAGGAACCAAGUGCUACUUCUCUUUUCUAUAGAGCUCCUGAAAACCGGGACACGCGAAAACCAUCCACUCAAUAUUCAGACGUCUACAGCUUUGGUGUCCUCCUCUUGGAACUUCUGACUGGCAAAACUCCUUUCCAGGACCUUGUUCAGGAACAUGGUUCAGACAUUCCAAGAUGGGUUUGGUCAGUACGCGAGGAAGUGACCGAGUCAGGGGACGAGCCUGAGGAGAAACUUCAGGCUCUUGUAAAUGUUGCAAUGGCAUGCGUAUCAUUUGCACCAGAGAACCGGCCAUCGAUGAGGGAUGUUUUGAAGAUGAUAAGAGAUUCAAGGGCCGAGGCUCAGGUUUCAUCCAGUAGCAGUGACCAUUCACAUGGAAGAUGGUCCGACACCGUUCAGAGCUUACCUAGAGAAGAGCAUUUGAGCAUUUGAGUGGUUAGUGAAUUUAUGUAUUCUGAUUAGUUUUGAAAUUGAGUCUCGAUUCUUAAACUAGGCUUUGUAGAGUCUACUGAAUGCUAAUGUAAAGUACCCACUUUUCAUUCUUGAUUUCUUAGUUUAGGUAUCUGGAGAUCACAUAAGUUUGGUUGAUCAAUCUGCAAUUAGACAUCGGUAGGGUUCUUGAUUUAUUCUUGUAUUCGGCUGAAGCAGUUUCAUCAAGUUUCAUUUCCCAUUGUCAUUUUAA